Molecule: messenger RNA, 1236 nt
Organism: Symbiodinium natans
Lineage: Eukaryota; Dinophyceae; Suessiales; Symbiodiniaceae
Source: the annotation of a GenBank genome assembly
AUGAGGGCCAUCUGGGGAUGCCGAAACAGGCAGGUCCUCUUGACCUUCUGGCAUCGAAGCCGCUGGGCCAGCAGCGCGCCUUGGCAAGCUCGUCUGCUGGAAUUGACCCAGAAGGUGCCUGAUGACGUUUUUCCAUCAGCCAAAGUGGCGUCUGCGCUGGAAUCUGCCCGAGCAUUCCGCCGAGCGAAGGACGCGAAGCAUGAGCUGGAGAAGCAGCGUCAGACAGACUUGUCCAGUCAGGAUGCACUGGGUGAUGAGGAGCUGGCUGCACUGUAUGACUCCGAGCUGCAGGCGGCCGAUGACCUUCUUGAUGCUCAGGGUACGGUAUUGGAGCAGGAGUUGCUCUUCUUCCAUCGUUCAGCUGCAGAUGGGCGGCUGGACCAUCAUGAUUCAGCUGCAGCAGAUGGUCGCGACGCGCUGCUGGAGCUGACACCAGGGGUGGGUGGCCAGGAGUCCAGCUGUUCGAAUUGCAUGCGGAAUGUGCUGAGGUGCACAUGUUGCGUGAACGAGGCUCCUCCGGAGGAGGUCGUUACAGCUGUAGCGGCUCCAGACACCAGGGAGGAGGAGACAAUGGAACUCAAAGCGGCCUUCGCUCCAGGCGUCGUGAAGGAGCAAGAGAAGACGGAGGCAGUUGAGAGCAACAAUCUGGCGGGUAUGGCAGUGACAGAGGAGGCUCCUCAAAUCAGGGUGGUGGCGCCGGUUCCGGAAAAGCCGCCGGCACAGACGGCUUCCACCCCUGCUGCAAGCCAGCGAGAAUAUAUUGUAAAGGUGAGAAAGGAGAACGGGAAACUGGGUGGAAAGCUGGACACUUCGCAGGAGGAUUGCUGUGUUUUCAAGUCUGUGGACUCUGGUGGCGUGCUUGACAAAACGGGCGUUCGGCUUUACGACCGGCUUGUCAAAGUCAAUGGCAAAUCGCAGCAGUCCUCCGAGCUUGCGCGUCUAGUAGUAUCUGACUCGGAGCUGGAGCUUACCGUGGAGCGUCCCGGCGCUCAGGAUGUGGUUUUGAACAAGGCUGGCAAGAAGGUUGGCCUCCGAUUGCACUCCGACGAUACAUGUCUCGGCCUUAUUGUCAAGGAGGUAACUGGAGGUGUGGCAGCCGACAUGCCGAAGGGCACCUUCCAGCCGAAGGACCGAAUUGUCGAGGUUGAUGGCAAGUCCAUGAGCCCAACGGACAUGCUCAAGCACAUCUCGGAAAAUGACACCGUCACCCUGAAAGUGUGCUCGUACAAAUUGUGA